Molecule: messenger RNA, 1714 nt
Organism: Homalodisca vitripennis (glassy-winged sharpshooter)
Lineage: Eukaryota; Metazoa; Arthropoda; Insecta; Hemiptera; Cicadellidae
Product: putative ATP-binding cassette sub-family C member 13
Exons: 4
Coding region: 31-684 (217 amino acids)
Biological process (GO): transmembrane transport
Cellular component (GO): membrane
Molecular function (GO): ATPase-coupled transmembrane transporter activity; ATP binding
Source: RefSeq, a predicted model, not a curated record
GGGGAAGGUUUAUUCAGAAGUCUUCUCUACAUGUUUCGCUACCCCUUUGUGGUUUUAAUGUUUCUACUGAACAUAUUUGCUGAUCCACCGCCAAAAGUAACAAACUAUCUAAAAAGUCAGAAACUAUGCCCAGAGGUACAAGCCUCAUUUGCCUCAAGAGUGAUUUUUGGAUGGUUUGAUCAGCUGAUAUGGAAGGGUUAUAAGAAAUCGUUGAAUGUUGCCGAUCUAUGGGACUUACGUCAUCAAGACACUUCAGCUCAGAUAGUAAGACGAUUUGAGAGAAUCUGGGCAAAGUAUUAUGGUGAAGAUACUGAGGCUGUUAGCAGUGGAGGGUACAAGAAGUUUAAAUCAUAUGGAACACUCAAAAAUACAAGUAAUGUUAAAAAGAAGAGAGUCACUAUUCUAUGGCCUACUUGGGGGACUUUUUGGGGCUCAAUUAUUUCUGCAGCAGCAAUUAAGGUCAUAGGAGAUAUUGUAUCGUUUGUUAAUCCACAUAUUUUAAACUUGAUGAUCCAGUUUGUAGACAGUAAGGAGUACAUGUGGAGAGGUCUUGCCUAUGCAAUCGGCUUGUUCAUUUUUGCAGAGUUGCAAUCCAUCUUCUACCAUCAACACCUGAUUGCUAUGUACAGAGUUGGUCUCAACUGGAGGAUUGCAAUCACGUUUGCUGUUUAUAAGAAGGUAUAAAUUAUUUUACAGCUUGUUUAGUAGUGUUACAAUAGUUUUAGUUGCAGUGAUAAACUAUUAAUACCUAUUGUCAUUAUUGUCAUUACUGCACAUGACAUGAAAAAUUCUGAGUCUGACUAGCAACUAGUAAUAUUGAAAUGAAAUUGAUGAAGUUAUUUGCAGUCUCUGCGUAUCUCCAAUGCAGCCCGCAAGAGGUACACAAUGGGAGAAGUGGUAAAUCUGAUGGCUGUGAAUGCUCAGCGAUGUAAUGACUUUGCAUUGUACUUUCACUUUACGUGGACCACUCCGUUAAUCGUCCUUGCUGCUCUUUAUUUCCUCUGGCAGAUCCUCGGUAAACUAGUCUUAUGUUAAAAAAAUUUAAUGUAGUAGAAGAUAUAAAAAAUAUGUAUAAAAUAUUUAUGUCUAACUGGAUAUAUAAUUUUUCCGCUUUAUUCUUUAAGUUGUCAAAUAUUGAAAAAUCACCUAUUUCUCUACUUUGUACAAUAGUUCCAUAUAAUGUGAUUGAAAUGUAAUGUGACGUAUAAGAAUUAAAAAACUGUCAUAACAAAAACUUAAACGCAAUCAAAAAGAAAAAACCACAAACAAAUUAAAAUUAAAAUAAUUUAUGAGUGAGUUUUCUAGUAUUUCAUAAAGGAAAUUCAGUGCAAUUAGCCAAUAUUGGGAAUGAACAACUGAUGUAUAAUUUGCUAUGCACUGAAAAUUAUCGAUUCUGUGCUCACAUGAAAUGCCACUUCUACUGUAUUUCUGUUUUAGUAAGUGCAACCAUUGGAUACUUUCUGAUGAACUAUGGAUGAGCCAUACCUCUCACAUUCCCUUGCAUUCAGUAAAAAUACAAAAUAAAAACAUUAAAGAAGAAAGAGCGGUUUUCCUGAACAUUCAAACAUUAGUUUGAAAACUCAAUACUAUUAUGUAACUAGGUGACAGCACUUCAGAAAUAAUAUUUCAAGCACCUUAGUUAAUACAAAACUGUAGUCAGUCUUUAGAUUUUUACCUCUUGUUAUUUUCUUUUUGUCUGUUGUACAUGUAAAAU